Molecule: messenger RNA, 513 nt
Organism: Macrosiphum euphorbiae (potato aphid)
Lineage: Eukaryota; Metazoa; Arthropoda; Insecta; Hemiptera; Aphididae
Source: the annotation of a GenBank genome assembly
AUGUUUGAAUCUUUUUCAUUAUUUAUAGAAACUAAUGAGUUAGACAUCGAUAGUAAUAUCAAAAUAACUAUCGGAAAUCAUUUGCGAUCAUUGUAUGAUACGUUUGAAGAUUAUUAUCCAGUGAAUCAAGAUCCACGAGACGGAUAUUUAUGGGUACAAAAUCCAUUUUUAACAAACUCUCAACAUAAAUUGUGUUUAAGAGAACAAGAACUUUUGUUAGAGAUAUCAUCAGAUUUUGGUCUACAAUCUAAAUUUAAAACAAUGUCUGUUACCAAAUUUUGGAUUGAAGUCAAGGACGAGUAUUACGUGCUUUUUGAAAAAGCAAUGAAAAUUCUUCUUCCAUUUUCUUCGACAUAUCUGUGUGAAGCUGGAUUUUCCGGAAUGACCCACAUAAAAACCAAAACUAGAAAUAGGCUCGAUGCCACACAUAGUUUACGUGUGGCUUUGACAACUACAGUGGAACCAAGAUUCGAUAAAAUUGUCAAAACAAAACAAGCACAACGCUCUCAUUAA